CUCGGAUUGGGUUCGAGGAGCUGGGCGGGGCUGGAGCGGAUCGCUGCGAGUUCGGUUGUAAAUAGAGCAGAGAAACUUUCAUUAGAGACGGACACCGAGAGCAAACGAGGCAGCUGGAGGACUGCGAGCACGUUUCCUUUCUGUGACAGAACGCGCAGCAGUCGGUCCCGGAGACUUCCUGGAAAUGGAAGGAGCUGACAACGCGGUGCCGAGGAAAACUGCUGAUCUUGAGCACAUGGCCGAGGUUUUAAUCACUGGCGAGCAAUUAAGGCUGCGACUUCACGAGGAGAAGAUUAUCAAGGAUCGGCGAUAUCAUCUUCGAACUUAUCCAAACUGUUUUGUUGCGAAGGAGUUAAUUGAUUGGCUUCUCGAUCACAAAGAUGUGACUGACAGGGAAACUGCAAUUAAGUUGGUACAGAAGCUGCUAGAUCACGGGGUGAUCCAUCAUGUUUGCGAUGAACACAAGGAAUUUAAGGAUGCCAAACUUUUCUACCGCUUCAGAAAAGAUGAUGGCACUUUCCCAUUGGAUAGUGACGUGAAAGUUUUCACCAAGGGCCAAAGGGUAUAUGAAAAGUUGCUGAGUACUGAAAACUCCCUGAUGCAAACGAGGGAGGAGGAAGGGGUGAAGUACCAGCGGGCAUUCAUAGCUCGUGAAUUUAUUGAUUGGCUGGUUCAAGAAGGGGAGGUUACCAUGAGGAGUGAAGGGGAGCAGCUCAGCUGUAGACUGCUCGAGUAUGGCAUCAUUCAACAUGUGGCCAACAAACAUCACUUUGUGGAUGGUAAUCUCUUGUAUCAGUUCCGCAUGAACUUCCGCAGAAGGCGACGGCUGGUGGAGCUGCUGAAUGAAAACCCACCUUUGGUGCCUGACAGCCAUGAGAGUCCUUUUUGCUUACGCAAACAGAAUCCUGACAACAGCAGCUCCAACUUUCUGUCAGUGAGCCCGACAAAGGAAAUCAAGAUUAUCUCAGCCGUCCGCCGAUGUAGUUUGAGCAGCAGCGGGGGCAGCAGUGGUUACUACAGCAGCAGCCCCACGUCCAACAACAGCCCUCCGGUCCUCUCCAAUCCAAAGUCAGUGCUGAAGAGGCCAGUAACUAUAGAAGAACUUCUAGCGCCUGGAGCACCCUAUACAAAGAAGACACUGACAAUCGUGGGAGAUGCAGUUGGCUGGGGAUUUGUUGUACGUGGAAAUAAACCAUGUCAUAUUCAGGCCGUGGAUCCCACUGGCCCUGCUGCUGUAGCUGGAAUGAAGAUUCGGCAAUUCGUUGUUUCUGUGAAUGGACUAAAUGUUCUUCACCUGGACUACAGAACUAUCAGCAACCUCAUCCUCACUGGCCAACGCACCGUCGUAAUGGAGAUCAUGGAGGAAGUGAACUCUGAAUAGGAGAAUUGCCGGUCAUGAAGUGUGAUGGGAAUACUGUGUGAAACUGGAAAAGGGAACGUAUACUGUAGCUCUUUAGGGUUAUAACAUUGCCUUGUUUAAAAAAUUUUUUUUUAGAACUGCCUCAUUUGAAUGUUUAAAGUUUUCUAAACACUGGAACUAGAAUAUGCUUUACAUGAAGUGUGUGGUCGUCGUAAUAUAUUAGACACUUAGAAAGCAUGUUUUGUACAUAACUAUUUUGUCUUUUGUUUACAUUAAGGUGUAGGAUGUAACAAGCUGUUUUAUUUUACAUGCAGAAGAAAUACCUCAACUCUGGAAUAAAUGAUUUGUUUCUGUUUUACCACCAAAAGCAAAGAGCUGUCACUCUGAGCUCACUCCCUCUGGGUUCACUACUACUUUAACAGUAUUUGUGCAGUGAAGUAACUGAGAAUAUCCCAGUCUUCUUAUGGUAUACUGGAUGGGGCUUUAAGAGGUGAUAGCAUCAGCCUCCCUAAAAUUGGAACUCCUGCUGACCUUAAUACCAAAUACUCUCUUCUCUGAAAAAGAAGAAACUUUGGCUUGAGUUGCAAUCUCUUAAACUGAUUUUUGUUUUCUUCCCCUUUUCCAUUCUGUUUGCAUUCAAUGAUGCAUUGCAAUAUUAUCAAAAUUAUCCGCAAAUUAUCACUGUGUUCAGCAAAGCUUAAUUUUAUUUAAAUUUCCAUUUCUACUUGUGAAAAUAUUCUGGGCACAUUUUUUCUAACUUACUUUAUGGAUGAGAUGCACUUACCAGAAAGUUUUAAAGUAUCCUGAACGUAGAAAUGAAACUUCUUUUGGACCAUUUGGAUCGAGGUGCCCAGAAUCACAAUUUAAAAGUAUUAAAAGUGCCGAAGUAUUGAUUGACAAAAUUUGACUGAACACUGGGAAGAUUGUUUAUUUAUCUUCAAUAAAGCGAAGUAAACAAAAAGCAGCUUUGAAAAACAUACCCAUUUUUAUUUGGGAAAAACUGGUAAAUAGAAUUUCAGUUGAAAUAAGCAGCUGGAUUUUUAACAUAUUGGGAGUUAAUUCCAAACGCUGUGGCUGACUGUGUUUGUCCUUUACCCAAUCCACCUGCAAGUCCCUCCCCAGCCCUCCACCCCCCCCCCCCCCCCCCGGCACCAUGGGGAUUAAGCUACAGCUUGCCUGAUCAAAGAUGAAGCAAGCAGUUACCAGCAUUUGAACCCUGAGGGUUUAUUUGACAGCAGGAUCACUUGUUGAUUGUCAUUGAAAUGUUCAAUUCUGUCAGUGUUUCUCCGUUUAGUACUUUUAGUUUUAAAUGUAUUUUGUUUUCUUGAGCUGUGAUUUAAAUUUUCUAGAAACUUAAUUCAUUGAAAAAGAUGGUGCACCAUGUAGCCUGUAUUUACCUCAGUCUUCAUGCAGGCACAUUUUGAGGCUUUGAAUA
This is a messenger RNA of Hypanus sabinus (Atlantic stingray), 2795 nucleotides long. It is a transcript of the gene deptor, whose product is annotated as DEP domain containing MTOR-interacting protein. Gene Ontology annotation, molecular function: protein binding. The record is from RefSeq and is a predicted model, not a curated record. Gene Ontology annotation, biological process: intracellular signal transduction. NCBI's taxonomy places the organism in Eukaryota, Metazoa, Chordata, Chondrichthyes, Myliobatiformes, Dasyatidae. The coding region runs from base 185 to 1381 and encodes 398 amino acids. The transcript has 10 exons.